AUGAUAAAUUUGUGAAAUAUGAUGUUUACACGUGGUGGUUGUCACGCGAAAAGAAGGAAUGCUGGCGGUGGUGGUGGCGGUGACAGUGAGGUUAGUGGUAGUGGUGGUAGCGCUAGCGGUGGUGGUAGUGGUAGUGGUGGUGGCAGUGCCUGUGGCGCAGGAGGAAGAUUUGGAAAGAGAACUUCUUUGGAACACAAGAGUCCUAAACCACGAUUUGGAGUUGAAGGAUACGCAUACAGAACGAGAGUACCGGUUCCUGUGAAACUUGAAGAUUUACCAGCAACAACAUCCACUCCUAGAACUUAUGUGUAUAGAACAAGAGUACCACGAAGGGAUUUUAUUGCUACAUCGCAGAUAGCGCUACUAAAGACCAACGUAGGCCGCGCGAUAACGGGAAGAAGAGGUGCCGUCAAACACAACAAAGUGCAUAUUAUACGAGGUCAUAGAUUAGUUGCAAAGUUUUUUAGGCAGCCGACAUUUUGUGCCUUUUGUAAGGAUUUCCUUUGGGGUUUCGGAAAGCAGGGUUACCAAUGCCAAGCUUGCCAAACUGCGGUGCACAAGAGAUGUCAUGACAAGUUGUUAACAAAAUGUCCGGAAAGUGGGAGAGAAUCAGAAAACACAAUAAGGAACUACAUGUUGGAAUAUUUUCACACUAUUUCAAGCGAUCGUAAAACAUGACAAUUUUGUAUUUCUUUUAAUGAUAGUACUUGAGGGAACGUUUUAAAGUGGACGUUCCUCAUAGAUUCCGACCCCAUACUUUUA
Molecule: messenger RNA, 762 nt
Organism: Vespa crabro (European hornet)
Lineage: Eukaryota; Metazoa; Arthropoda; Insecta; Hymenoptera; Vespidae
Product: putative protein kinase C delta type homolog
Exons: 5
Biological process (GO): protein phosphorylation
Molecular function (GO): ATP binding; protein serine/threonine kinase activity
Source: RefSeq, a predicted model, not a curated record